Molecule: messenger RNA, 1869 nt
Organism: Cuscuta epithymum
Lineage: Eukaryota; Viridiplantae; Streptophyta; Magnoliopsida; Solanales; Convolvulaceae
Source: the annotation of a GenBank genome assembly
UGCUUUCCAUGGGCCAAGCAGAUAGGCUUAUCGCUUCAAUCCAAUCGCGAGACCCGGACCGGAUAUAAUGAACACGGAAUUAACCUGUUCACUGAAAAGUCAGAUCAGCAUCUCCUUUCCGAUCUCUUCCCGGAAGAAGCUGGCUCGAAUACAAACACAGUGAAAAUCUAGUUUUCUUCGUUGCAUGACGAGCGCUUCGGAGCUAUUCUACAACAGGAGGACUCGUCUGGGUCGGGGCAGCUCCGAAUUAGAUUCUGCCUUCGACCGCAUAUGUCUUCAUAACCAGGUCAGUAGUCACCGUCACAACCGCCGCGAGCGUAGCAGCAACGGAACUCGCCGAGCUGGUAGACUCGAUUUGGUCGACCAUGAUCCUCUUCCCCGGUCUAGAAUUCCACUCCGUCGUUCCUCUGUUCAGGAGCAUGUACCAGCUGGCAUUGAAUCUCUGACCGGUCUAGCUUCUCCUGGAACUGCUAGCACCUUAGAAAAUGAAAUCAGUAUACACAAUAGUUUUAUAACUAAUAGGAAUGGUGGGCUUCCUGGACCUGUCCUACUUGCAAGGGAAAGGCUUCUUCAAAGGUUAAGAGGCGUUUCUCUAUCUGGAAACAGGUGCAAUAGUAACACGGUGUCAACAAACAGCCAUAGUAGAAACUUGACAAUAGAAGAUGACUUCAGACUUGCCGGUGAAAGGGACCAGGUAGCAAGAACAGGCAUAGCCACCGACCUAAUCCAGAUAGGCAAGAUCAAGAGACCGCCAGGGCUGACCCAGGAGUCAAUGGAAUCUCUGCGAGUUGAAAUUUUCAACUUGGAUGACAGUGUUCUUCCAGACUGUAGCAUUUGUUUGGAGACUUUCUUGGAUGGAGAGGAGCUGUUUCAUUUGCCGUGUGGGCAUAGAUUCCAUAAUGGCUGCUUGAUUCCCUGGGUCCGGACUUGUGGUGACUGCCCGUACUGUAGAACAGGUAUAUUAAAAAGGGGUUAAUCACGUCUGCCUCCUGAGGUUUGAUUAGAGACUACCAAAUGACCCUCAAGGUUUUUGAACAUUAAAGAUUUUAUCACAUUGUUAGAGAACAUAUAAAUUCCUCAAUGUUUGGAACAAUUAAACACUACAUUUUAAAGUUUGAACAAAUAUACCUUCCAUGCCUCCACUAUUUGGACAGAAGGGCAUAGUUGUUCUAAUUUUAGAAUUUUGUGUUUCACUUUCCCAAAACAAAAUUGAAGGGUAUACUUCCUCAAUCUCAAGACACAUAACUCUACACAACUCUUUUUAAACCCGGCAAGCCAAACAGUCCCGCUAUAUCUAACUCAACAGAGAUGGUGAGAUGUACAUAGACAUAUUUCUUUUCAAGUAGAGAGACUGAUCCGGUGAAGAUUUCCCGCAACAGACAUGUAGUUGUUGUUGAUAUCAUUGUAUGCUAUGGAGUACAAUUUUAGGGACAUUUUCCGAGAAUCCUGAAUGGUAAGGGGGGUAUAUGUGAUUGACUGAUUGUCAAAAACCUUGAGGGUCAUUUGGUAAUUGUAACAUGGGGGUAGGUGCAGUUAAUCCACUGAAGAAAUAGUUUGUAACAUGGCUGACCAAUCCAGAAGGUAGAUGAGAACUAAUGGACAUCUUUGUUACAAGUUGCAACCAUGUAUACACUAACUCAAAGUUAUUCCAACUUAGCUUGGGCGUAACAGUAAAUGCAAAUAUGCUAUAUUUGUAGUUAAUGCAGAAAUUGCAUUUACUUCUUCAGUUAAAAACCUUUUCUUCUUUGUUGUUGAGCACUAAGGUGAUUAUCUUCCAACACUUGUUGAAAAUCAAUAUUGUAGCAUAUUAAUUUUAUAUACCUAAUAUUAAAAAAGUAUGUAAUUCUUACUUAUAGUAUUGUUGGGAAG